AUGUUGGAAGAAAUCUUGCUCACUUAUGAGGUAAUUUUGCGUCGGGGGCUGCAAAGAGGAACCAGCGUCCUACCAUGUAGCUUGAAGCCAGAUAGGAUAAGAAAAAACAUAGACAUCUUCAGUUGGUCUCUGACAGACGAUGAGUGGAAUCUGUGGAAUCACAUUGAACCACAGGCUUCAGGGAAUGAAUGGAAAGGUAGGAUUCCAGCCAUUGGACUUGGGACAUGGCAGAGUGGUGGAGAUCUUUGUGUUCAAGCUGUGAAAACAGCAUUAUCAAUAGGUUACCGACACAUAGAUUGUGCACAUCUUUAUGGUAAUGAGGUUGAAAUUGGUGAGGCAUUAGCUGAAGCAUUUAAGGGUUCACUGAAGAGGGAAGAUGUUUUCUUGACUUCUAAGCUCUACUGCACAAUGAAUUCUCUCAAUAAAAUUAAGAAUUAUGUUAGAGUUUCUCUGAAGAACCUCGGCGUUUCGUAUUUGGAUCUGUAUUUGAUGCAUUGGCCUGACAGCUCUGCGUUUGGUGAUGCUACUGAUCCUCCUUCGAAAUCCGGGAGUGAGUAUAAGCAGUUCUUGAAACGGCUGAAGAAAGCAUGGACAGCUAUGGAAGGACUGGUUGAGUUGGGUCUGGUUAGAGCUAUUGGGGUCAGCAAUUUCAGUGUUGGGUCUGCAUUAUCAGUAGGUUACCGACACAUAGAUUGUGCACAUCUUUAUGGUAAUGAGGUUGAAGUUGGUGAGGCAUUAGCUAAAGCAUUUAAGGGUUCACUGAAGAGGGAAGAUGUUGAAAGAAACAGAAGAAGCAGAGAAAGGGCUAGUGGAGAUGAGUGUAUGCAUUCAGAACUAGAAGAUGUUGGAAAGGAGAUUGUCGAAAAGUGGACUUUCCAUUAG
Rosa rugosa (rugosa rose) is the source of this 882-nucleotide messenger RNA. Its product is annotated as aldo-keto reductase family 4 member C10-like. The transcript has 5 exons. NCBI's taxonomy places the organism in Eukaryota, Viridiplantae, Streptophyta, Magnoliopsida, Rosales, Rosaceae. The coding region runs from base 1 to 882 and encodes 293 amino acids. Gene Ontology annotation, cellular component: cytosol. The record is from RefSeq and is a predicted model, not a curated record. Gene Ontology annotation, molecular function: aldose reductase (NADPH) activity.